Messenger RNA from Verticillium nonalfalfae, 324 nucleotides. RefSeq lists its product as uncharacterized. The transcript has 2 exons. The coding region runs from base 1 to 324 and encodes 107 amino acids. The record is from RefSeq and is a predicted model, not a curated record. Lineage: Eukaryota; Fungi; Ascomycota; Sordariomycetes; Glomerellales; Plectosphaerellaceae.
AUGGUCUACACAAUCACAGUGCACCUCUACGCGAACGACCACCCGGACUCGAUCGACCGUAUCAAGGCCAAGCUGAUCGAGGCAUCCCGCGUCUACGUCAAUGACCGCGAGACGGUCAACUGGUUCGUCAUGCAGGACGUCCACGACCCCCGCGCCUUCACCAUUGUCGAGCGCUUCGAGCAGGAGAGCAGCCAAAAGUACCAUCUCGAGAACCCGUACUGGAAGACAUUCGACCCAUAUGUGAAGCCUCUCCUGGAGCGUCCCAUGGAUCUUAGGCGGCACGAGGAGCUCGACACCACCAAGGACGUAGUCGUUCCACAGUGA